Messenger RNA from Brassica napus (rape), 2265 nucleotides. RefSeq names its product putative F-box/kelch-repeat protein At1g20790. Gene Ontology annotation, molecular function: protein binding. Bases 971 to 2107 code for a protein of 378 amino acids. NCBI's taxonomy places the organism in Eukaryota, Viridiplantae, Streptophyta, Magnoliopsida, Brassicales, Brassicaceae. The record is from RefSeq and is a predicted model, not a curated record. The transcript has a single exon.
UUAUAUAUGUUAUUAUAUAAAGAACAUAUUUAAUUACCAUAAAGUAUUUUGUGCAAUAUAUUUAGAUCAUUUAGAUAAUGAAAAUCUUUCAAUCUUUUAGAAGAACGAACCAACAAACAAAAGUUGGUAGACGAAGUUGUAUGAGUCCAUGAGGAAGUCAAGCGGUAGCCCUAGGUCGCAAAAAGUAUUUAUAUGAAAAUUUAAGAACAUCAAAAUCUUAGUGAUUUAAUAUAGCAAACUUUGACGAUUGUUCAGAAAAAUAAGAAUUUGAUGAAAAUGUUAUUUUUUAUUUAGUCAAUAUGUAAUUUAAUUAAAUAUGUAAUUAAUUUAGCACCAAUAACAAUGCGAAUACCAGAAAACUUAAAAAAGAUGCAACUUAUUAUAUUCUCGAAUAGUGUUGAAAUGCCAGUCCGUUACAAUAGUGAACUAUUAUUGCAUUUUUACCAAAACAUAUAAUUUUUUGUAAUCCAAAGAUAUAAAUCUUAUGUUGACCAUAAAUCAGAUUUUAUUCUUGUUAACAAUAAAUAUCAUUUGACGAUCGUUAAUUGUAACGGUAGUCAAAAUGACAGCGGAUAAAAUAUAAAAUCUUAAAAUAUCAUUUUUACAUUUUCAAUUCUGAUUUCAUUCUCCUAUAUUUGCUAUUGGAAAGAAAAACAGAAGAAACUAAAGAAGAAUUAUGAAUUUUAAAGUGAAAUUCAGACUUCGUCUUAUUUCUUUUCAUAUGAAGAUGUUUUAACUGCCGUUUGUUUAUAAUAAACGGAGGUUAAAUCAAUUAUUACUGACUCGAUAGUCAACAUAAUGAGUUAAUAUGAUUUUGGUAUUAUUAAGAAAUCUACUGAUUUAGGAGUAUUUAAAAGAUUUUAUUUCUAAAAUAUAUUUUUUAUAAGAUUAUAUAUACAUACACUUAAUACAUAGCUGAAGCAAAAACAAGAAAAAAUCAUCUAGAAAACUAAGCAUAAAAUCUAUUUCUAUGGCCAUGGAUAGCUUACCUCUGAAUCUCCAAGAGGACAUUCUCUUAAGGUUAGAUCCCAAAUCUCUUGUGAUGAUGCGAUGCACGAAUAAAUCUAUGGAACAUAUAACCAAAGGUCCGAGUUUCAAAUCUCUAUACUGGUCUCGGACCGGAUCAAGUUUGCUUCACACCGGGGUAUAUGGCUCCAAAUUCUCAUGUUUCCACCCUGUUGGAGAUGUUUGGCCAUUCUGUAGCGAAGGUCCCUCAGAAUGCUUCAUCCUCGGUUACUGCUCCGGCAUUAUCUUAAUAUUCGUUCAUGAAUGUUUUUGCGUCGCCAAUCCCCUCACAAAGAAGUUCCGUUUCCUUGAUUACCACUUCUUGGAAACAAAGAAGAGCAUCGGAUUUGCAGUUGAUCAAAUCAAUGAAACCACUCAGAGGUUCAAAAUCGUCUGCAUAACGGAGGUCGCUGCUUCGAAUCCAGGUGAAACCAUGUAUGGAUUUCAUAUUUACGCAGGGAACUCAUGGAAAAUAUCAAAAACCAAGAUUACUUGUCCCUCAAGCGAUCUCAGGAGGGAUAUGAAACCGGUUUACCUCCAAGGGUGUCUCUACUGGUUGAGAAGCGAUGGAAGUAUUAUAACUUUCAAUCCCGAAACAGAGAAAGCACUUCUGGUUCCGACCAAAUUCGAUCAGCAAGUGGGAGCGAAACUCUUGCUCGGUGCUGGCGAUAACUAUCUGACAUUGAUCUUAGCAACGGAGGAAAUGGUUUACCUUUAUGCCCUCGAGAAUAUCUUCACUAAUCCUAAAUGGAUCCUCACGAGACGGAUCAAGAACGAGCCGGUGCACCAAAGAAUGCUCUCGUGCUGGUGCGUGGUGGGGUUUGAUGGUAGGCAUGUAUUGGUGAGGACGAAGGAUAAAAUAGAACAUGUAAUCUAUGGCUAUGACUUGAGAGCGAACACAUGGGAAGUCGUGGGUGUGGUUCCAGAGUGGUCCGAUGCAGGUCUUGAUAUUUAUCAGUUCAAGCCGUCGUGGUCUUCUGUAAUCGGACUACAGGAUCAGAAUAAUGGGUCCAUGCUCAGUUUCUUCACUAAGUUUAGAUACCAACGUCGAGUCUCUGUAGAGGGCAUUAUGGAGCUGAUUCAUGGCCAUUUCAGAAUUUAAAUCCGUUGAUUAGACAAGUGAAGAGGGAGGGCGCUGUUUCUUUUCCGUUUUAUGUUUCAAUUUCUGCAAUUUGCUUCCAGUACUUUUGAAUUCUGCUAAACCAUGUAACCUCAUAACUAGUUGCAUUGAAUAAAGUUUGCAUUUGUUUUAUAUUCAAA